Homarus americanus (American lobster) is the source of this 4469-nucleotide messenger RNA. Its product is annotated as tyrosine-protein kinase ABL1-like. The record is from RefSeq and is a predicted model, not a curated record. The transcript has 11 exons. Gene Ontology annotation, molecular function: protein kinase activity; ATP binding. Bases 158 to 3832 code for a protein of 1224 amino acids. NCBI's taxonomy places the organism in Eukaryota, Metazoa, Arthropoda, Malacostraca, Decapoda, Nephropidae. Gene Ontology annotation, biological process: protein phosphorylation.
CACAUGCGCUCGUGGCUCACCUGUCUGUUGUGUUUUGUGUGGUUCACUGCCUCUGCCUCAUGACGUGCAUCCAGUGUGUAGUGGUGCCAGAGGCGUUACUGUGUUGUGGCAUUGGUGUAUAGUGGUGUUGUGUCAUUACUGUUGUGCAGGUGUACUGAUGGGUCGGUGGGGUCGCAGGGGUGUAAAGCCUGAACCCAGGGAGAAGCCGAGAGCCUCCCGCAGUGGCUCAUACAGCGACGACUACCGCAUCACGCCUGAGCUGCAGUUGUCUGACGCCCACAAACACCCACACGCCCUCAAGAUGUUGGGUGAGGCGCGGGUGGGCGGUAAGGCGUGCUGUUCCCAGUAUGACCGGUGCUGUGGUGGGAACGGUCCCUGCUGUUCCCAGGACGAGCGCUGCUACACCCCGGACCCCACGCGACGGUACAGUCCCCGGCGGGGUCGCAGCGCCUCCGCAAAUGCAGGGUCGCGACGCGGGUCGUUCGGGGGCGUGGAGGUGGUGGUGGUGGACGAGGACCACGUGGACCUUCGCCAGGCAGUGUGCACCUCGUGCGAGUCGUGUGACACUUGCCACUGGGCCUCACAGUCCAUCACCAGGAUAGAACUCAAGAAUCACCUGUUUACGUCACCGAUGAGCCAAGAACACCAGCCUGGACUGCACGAAUACAACGGGCGAGCCCAUUCCUCCCCCACACGUGGUCACGGCAGCCCACAAAGGCGCUACAAUGUUACGGAGGGCGAUGGGCGGCGCCCUAUGGCCGUCCUAGACAACAGCAGUGGACGACAUGGCACCGUGGAGGAUGUGAGGGUGAGGGGUAAGCCCCAGGGCAGGGGUACGCGACCCGGCAGUCACACCCAUAUCAGCAACGUACAGAGGGCAGCCAGUGCCCGCAGGACACCCCUGGACGUCCGUGACUCCGCCCAAGGCCGCAUUAGCCGCAGGGACGCUCACAGGUACAAGCAACACUCAGAGACAGGGGCACCGGCGCUGGAGGUAGUGGGCACUAGGCCGCCCUCCCUGUACGUGACCCAACCUGACCGUGUGACCUCUGACCUCGCCACAGACCAUGACCACGCCCGCCCCAGGAACACAGUGACGUCGCCGGAAAGGAAGACAGGAGGAGGAGGAGGAGGAAGGGAGGACGAUGGAGAGUCAGGGGGUCGCGGCGGAGGAGGAGGAGGAGGGGGGACAUCGUCAGCCUUAGGUAGUACCCCAGGCAAGAAGCAAGAAGCCCAAGGCAAGAUGUCCGUGACCCUCAGUAAACGUGACUUACUCAACCAUAUGGUGAGCCAGACCAAGCAACACCGCCAGCAGAUCAGGAGCCUGGAGAACGAACUUGAGCGGCUGCGGUCUGGGGACAUGCUGAACAAGUGUGAAGUAAGCGUGGGUGAUGUGGAGUGGCGCCCCGGGGAUGUGGUGGGUGAGGGGUCCUUCUCCACCGUGUACCGCGGCACUUACUGCGGCACUGAGGUCGCCGUCAAGGAGCUCAAGUUUAAACUAUCUCAGGAUGACAAGAACUACUUCCGGUCGGAGUCAGCGCUCCUGCAGCAACUGCACCACCCACGGGUCGUCCUCCUGAUGGGGGUGUGUACGGGAGCCGCCAGACCCUUCAUGCUGCUCGAGUACCUUUCAGGGGGUACACUGUACAACCUGAUCCACUCCACCACACGCGAGAGGCUGGAUCACGCAGCGUACUUCGUGGUGGCCAAGGAUGUGGCUCAGGGCAUGAACUACCUUCACAAACACGAGCCACAGGUGCUGCAUCUUGACCUUAAGUCAAUGAACGUACUCCUCGACUGCUACUACCGUGCUAAGAUUGCCGACUUUGGCUUCUCCAUCCUAAGGCGAUCAAGAACUGGAUCUCCUGCUCAGCGGGGCUCCAUCAGAGGCACACCUGCUUGGAUGGCUCCAGAGUUACUGACGAAAGGUGAUGUAUCUGCCAAGUGUGAUGUGUACAGCUAUGCCAUCAUCCUAUGGGAAAUGCUCACUGCCAGCCAUCCUUUCAAGGGCCUCGACAUCUUCCAGAUCAUGGAGACCAUCGAGGCUGGGGGUCGCCCUCCCCUUCCCUCUAGUGGAGUGUCCCGAGAACUGAAGGAGUUGAUUACAUCAUGCUGGGCCCAGAACCCUUCCCUCCGCCCCAGCUUCGAGGAAAUUCUGGGGGCGCUGGAGUCAGCAGCAGUACCAGUGUCAUGGCGCGGAGUGCUGCAGAAGGCCAAUAUCGCCCCCUCCCUCCUCUCUGAUGUGGCCGCUGCCAGGACGAUCAUUGGGGUGGUAGAGCAGAGUGUGGAGCUGAUGCGUCGCUCCCUGCAGCUCCAGCGAGCAAAUAGAAACAGAAAUAAAGAGAAAGAGGUGGCGAAGGACGAGCAACAGCCACAUGUGUACGAGACCUUAGAUGCAGUCACCUUUGGCCCCGCCCGUCUCUCUACCAGGGACGAGAAAGGGGGUAAAUCGUCGAGGUCUCCCCGUGAGCAGUCUUCCCCCGUCCACCAUGCCUCGCCCUCACGACGACCUUCCCCCAGCAAGCAGCCUCGCCAGCGGGAGGUGUCAUCAGCACGACAAAAGUCCUCGGGGCGGAGUCCUGAGCGAGACCGCCAGCGUGAGCCAGCACCAAGGGAUGAUGGUCGUCGUCGCUCACCGGACAAGAGGUCACGUCCACCUCGUAGUGACUUCAGCAGGGUAGGAGCCGCCAGAGACAUUCGGGACAAUAGUGUGGACCGCCGGGGAGGGAGAAAGGGAGUCAGCAGAGAACGAGGCAGAGAGCAGCUUGUUGACAGUCGCCAAGAAAGUAAAGAUCGUCGUAAAGGCAACAGACAUGGUCCAGAGUACAAGAAAGAUAGAGAAAACAAAGGAAGAGAUGUAAGAGGUGUAAAAGAACGAAGGAAGGAGGAGAGAGAAACAAGAGAGAGAAUAAGAAAGAGCAGAGAUCGUGACUUGGGCAAUUAUGAGUGGGAGGACGAACGCGGUUACGACCGUGGUCGGCGGGCGCCCAAACAAGUUCAUGAGCGAAGAAAUGUUAACAAUAUAGAAAACUAUCCCCGUGACAGACGGUCCAAUAGCCUGGAGAGUCGCAGGGAACGAGUGGAUUGUCGCUCUAGCAGCAGAGACCACCAGUCCAGCAGCAAUGAACGACGUUUUAGUAGCAGUGAUAGACACUCUGAACUUCGUAGAGAGAUUCGCCGACGCAACAGGUUCUACAGUAGAGAGCGACAGUCCUCUAGGGAGCAGAGAGGGGGUGGGAAAAGACACAGCAGAAGUGGUGAGCGUUUAGCAGACAGCAGAGACAGUCUGGGUGACAGUCCGGACGAAUCAUGGACCAGCCUCGAGGGAAGCAGCUCAGCAGGGUCCAACAAUGUCUUGGAUGACCCAGACGACCAUCGUCAAGUGAGAGACCAAAGGAGGUAUUCCUCGAGUCCAAGAAGGCGUUCACCUGAGCGACGGUAUUCCCCCACAGUUCGUAACUCGGAACAUCAUCGCCGCUCACCAGAUCGCCACCAUAGCCCAGAGUAUCACCACAGUCCUGAGAGGCGGCACUCUCCCCGCAGCCCACAGAGACGCUCAAGGAUCCGUACCCCUGAAAACCGGCGGGUAGAUUCUGGAUCACGUUUGGGUCCCCUAGUAACGUCAGAACAGCUAAUGAGUCAGAAACAGCGCCUGCGUCCUGUGCGGCCUGCGGCACUCUCUGACCUGACAAACAUGCCUGAACACUCCCUCAAUGACAUUUCCCUCAUCCUCAAAACAGCCAUUACUAAACGGCGUGAUGCCUUCGAUGAGGGACUCAGUGGCCGUGACACUUUCCGCUCAGAAGAUGUGGACUGGUCAGAUUGGCACUGAGGGACUACGGGGUGCCAGGAACUACCAAUCAUUACUGCUAAAAUUGUCCUUUUAUAUAGUGUGGGGACACCUUAGUCAACCCGCUAACCGCUGGAGUGCUGCAAGACUUGACCAGUUAACAAGACUUCCAAAAGGGAUUUUGCAGUGAUUGAAGGUGCACCUGGUAGCGAGGACGACUGUGGUGCUGAUGCCUCACAGUUGGUGCAGGUACUCCAAGAUAGCUCAGAACAAACAGCAUGAGGGGAGUCAGUAGGUGCCCUCACAGUCGUAGCUGAAACCUUUAUUUCUCUCGCACUCACACACGUCACCGUAUUGGUAGUGUAAGUAAUGUACCGUGCCUGUGUAGGUAGGAACAAGCAGUGGAGAUGCGAAUUUAGAUAACGUUCACCAACAGUUAUGUUACCAAAACACAACAGUUCUUGGAUGGCUGGAGGCUGAGGAGCACUGUACAAGUACAGGUAUGUGAAUGCUGGUCUUGCUUUGACCUUCAAAGUGACCUUCAGCAUUUACACUGUAAGUGGCACCUAUAAGUAUUUCUACUUUUGAAAAUGGAGUAGUUUUGUAUAGAGCUGGUACAUAAUAUCCCUUUACUACAGUUGUAAUAUUUUUGUUUCAUAUAAAAUAAAUGUUUGUUAAA